CGCAGCGCGUGCUGGCGGUCUCUCAGUCGGCGCUGGUGUAGGGUGGAGUGCGGACGUGUCUGUGAGGAGCUGCGUGUCCCGGACUCCCAGUCAUCGUCCCAGCGGCGGCGGGGGGACUGUCCGCCCGUAUCCCAGCCAGGGGGGAGGCACCGGCCGCGCAUACCGCUCUCUCUUCGUGUGUGUCACAGCGGGCGGCGGGGCUGCUUUGUCUGCUGCUCAUCCCCCGGACACAACAAAGGCUCCGUGUGUGUAAUUUGCUGUCUUUGGAAAACCCACUUAGCAGAGUUUCUACAAUCCGCAUUUCUCAUCUUUCCCAUCUUCUGCUCAAAACCACCUCCUAGGGUGCCGUCCAUCUCUAUACCCCCCGGGCCUGAGAAAAUGUGCAGCUCCACUGGUCGUAUCUGGUUUCUGACAGACAGGAGGAUAAAAGAUGACUACCCCCAGCAGGAGAUUCUGCGCGCGCUCAAAGCCAAAUGUUGCGAGGAAGAGCUGGAGUUCCGCUACUUGCUCAUGGAUGAGGUAGUACUGACCAUUGAGCAAGGGAACCUGGGCCUACGUGUAAAUGGAGAGUUCAUUUCUGCGUAUCCCCAGGUUGUUGUAGUCCGUGUGCCUACUCCCUGGGUGCAGAGUGACAGUGACAUCACCGUCCUUAGACAUCUGGAGAAGAUGGGUUGUCGACUAAUGAACCGGCCACAGGCUAUCCUCAACUGUGUGAACAAGUUCUGGACCUUUCAGGAGCUGGCUGGCCAUGGCGUUCCGCUCCCAGAUACUUUCUCUUAUGGUGGCCAUGAAAACUUUGCAAAAAUGAUUGACGAGGCCGAAGUCCUGGAGUUUCCCAUGGUUGUGAAGAACACCCGGGGACAUAGAGGUAAGGCUGUGUUUUUAGCCCGGGAUAAACACCACCUGGCGGAUCUGAGUCACCUCAUCCGGCACGAAGCCCCGUACCUGUUCCAGAAAUACGUCCAGGAGUCUCACGGGAGGGACGUGAGAGUGAUUGUCGUUGGUGGCCGGGUAAUUGGCACGAUGCUCCGAUGCUCUACCGAUGGCAGGAUGCAGAGCAACUGCUCACUAGGAGGUGUCGGAAUGAUGUGCACGCUCAGCGAGCAGGGCAAGCAGCUCGCCAUACAAGUCUCCAACAUCCUGGGAAUGGACGUGUGCGGCAUCGACCUGCUCACCAAAGAAGACGGCUCCUUCUGCGUGUGCGAGGCGAACGCCAACGUGGGCUUCAUCGCUUUCGACAAGGCCUGCAACAUGGACGUUGCCGCAAUGGUGGCCGAUUACGCCAUCUCGCUGCUGCCGAGUCGACUCACCAGACGGAUGUCCCUCCUCUCUGUCGUGUCCAGCGCCAGCGAGACGAGCGAGCCUGAGCUGCCUGGCGUCACUUCCGGCACAGGAAUUGACGUGCCUGCCCCGAUGCUCCACCAUCACGAGGCUGGAGACAGCAUGAGUGCCAGCUCCAGCUCUGUGGACAGUGACCCCGACACUGCCACCGAGAGGGAGCUCCUCACCAAGGGAGCCAUCUUUAACAUGAACCAGCUUCUUGCCAGUGAAAUCAAGCUUUUGGUGGAAUAGAAGAUUGGAAUGGGGA
Messenger RNA from Pseudophryne corroboree (corroboree frog), 1588 nucleotides. It is a transcript of the gene RIMKLB, whose product is annotated as ribosomal modification protein rimK like family member B. Gene Ontology annotation, biological process: protein modification process. The record is from RefSeq and is a predicted model, not a curated record. Gene Ontology annotation, cellular component: cytoplasm. Lineage: Eukaryota; Metazoa; Chordata; Amphibia; Anura; Myobatrachidae. Bases 379 to 1572 code for a protein of 397 amino acids. Gene Ontology annotation, molecular function: metal ion binding; ATP binding; N-acetyl-L-aspartate-L-glutamate ligase activity. The transcript is spliced from 7 exons.